GCCGUUUAAACCCUAACAAUUAGCUCUCAUAUCUCUGUAUGUCCUUCCAAACCUAAAAAUCCAGCUCUCUUCUCUUUCCUUGCUGCUCUCAUCAACAACAACCAUCGCCACCAACAUUAGCUCUCGUAGCUCUCGUACAACGGCUCUCUCAUCUUCGUGUACAUCUUAUCUCUACUGACAUCUCGCGGAUUCCAGAUCUAGAACCAUCAUCGGUGCCGUAAAACAAAUUUGUUUCAGAGGCGAUUGAAUCUGUUUGAUUGGAGCUAGAAAUCGAGUGAAUAUGUUUCGAUUAGAGUCUGCUUCGAUUGAAUGUGUUUCGAUUGAACAUCGAAAUCUUCUGAUAAGGCACUGAAACGAAUUUGAUUUUGAUUUUCAAUCGAUUGGAUCAACAAUUACUGAAAAUUUGAAUGUGUUGAGAUGUUUGCUCUUUGCGUUUGCUCAUUUGCAUGAUUUCUUCAGUAAAUUCAUUGAUUGGUGGAAAGCGAGUACACUUCAGAAGGGGUUGAGGUUUUUAAAAUUAGAUGCCCAUGUGGCAAAUGCCAAAAUCUCCGUUUCAAGAGCAGAGCAGAGAUGAGGUUGAGGGCCACUUAUAUGACAAAGGGUUCAUGGAUGAUUAUAAGGUAUGGUAUGCACAUGGCGAGUCAUUUUGUACACAAGACGUGGGUCGAUGUUCAAACCACAUACCGUCUCAACAAAUGGGUCAAGACAAUGAUGAAGAUCUUGGUGAAUAUGCCGAAUACAAUGAAAUGGUUAUGGAAAGCAUGCACCAAGAUCCAAGUCAAACAGCCACGGCAUAUUAUACCAUGUUAAGUAAAGCCAAUGAGCCUUUGUGGCCUGGUUCUGAAAAAGCUAGCACACUCUCUACUGUUACUAGGUUAUUGAAUUGGAAAUCAGACUGUAAUGUCUCUGACUCAACAUUUGAUAAACUACUUAUCAUUGUUAAAGAUAUUCUACCCAAUGGUGAAAAGCUACCUAGAAACUUUUACGAGACCAAGAAGAUGUUGAAGCCACUAGAGUUGCCGUCACAAAGGAUUCAUGUAUGCGAAAACCAUUGCAUUCAGUGGUAGUAGUCAUGGGGCAUUUGGUGGUAGUAGUAGUCGUGGGGAUUCGGGGGAUCCCAUGGCUGAUUUGCACGGGGCAUUGCGUGAGCAGCGGUCACGUACCGAUCGUGGGGCAUUUGGUAGUAGUAGUAGUAGUCGUGGGGGUUCGAGGGAUCCCAUGGCUGAUUUGCACGGGGCAUUGCGUGAGCAGCUGUCACGUACCGAUCGUGGGGCAUUUGGUGGUAGUAGUAGUCAUGGGGGUUCGGGGGAUCCCAUGGCUGAUUUGCACGGGGCAUUGCGUGAGCAGCGGUCACAUACCGAUCGUGGGGCGUUUGGUGCAUGGUAGUAGUAGUCGUGGGGGUUCCGGGGAUCCAAUGGCUGAUAUGCACGGGGCAUUGCGUGAGCAGCGGUCACGUAUGAUUUCUAGUUACGCAUCUGACCAUUACAGUGGGGAUGCCAAUUCUGUGGAUGGCGAUCAUGAGGAUGACGUAAACCAUCCUUCUCAGCACAACUCGUAUGUCAGAGAUGCACCUCGUAAUACCUCACGAGGGAGAUUGAUCGAGCGUCGUCCAUCGGGAGAAGGGUUUGUGAACGUGCAUGGUGAUAUUCAUAAGAGUAUCUCUCGUAUACUACGUGAGCAUCGUGAUGGAGCUUGGCUCACGUUCAAACAGGUUCCGCGGGAAGAAGUGGCUCGUAUGUAUGACCGAUUUAGGACCCGUUGGACAUGGGAUCCAACAAACGAAGAAGCAUUAUACGAAGGCUUUCUUAAUGUGCUAAAGAGACUUUUUAAAGACAUUACAAUGCAAUUGAGAAUAAAAGCUACAAAGCUUGCUUAUGAAGCUGGAGAAAAAAUUAACCCAAGUGUUCCUAAUCAGUUUCGCAUUAUUUGCAAAUACCCGCCCGAAUCAAUACCUAUUAACAUAUGGCGUGACAUGUGUUCGUCUUGGAACACAAAAGAAUGGCUUGAUAAGUCGAAGACCGAGUCAUCAAACCGGAAAAGCGGCGAUAUCAAUUGCGGUCGCGCAUCAUCUCGACACACAGGUGGAUCAAUGGGCUUUGAUGAGCGUCGUGACAAUUGGAAAAGGACAUAUGAUCGGGAACCUAGUUGGAAAGAAAUCUUCCUACAAACCCACCUCACCAAAAAGUGCAAAGAAGUGUUAAGGAAACGGGAUAUUAGCAUAUAUGACAUGAAGAAUUUGGAGUUUUGUACAGACGAAUCCAGAGAAGCAUAUGGUGGCUACUUGGAGGCGAUGCAUGAUCUUCAUGGGUCUGACUUCACUGAGGUUCCUGAUGACCCUGGGGUGUGGGCUCGUGUGCAGGCAGGAGGCCGUAGGAUUCGGGUAUAUGGGGUAGGAUCUUUGGAUUUGCAUUACAUGGUGACCGGGACGUCAUCCUCUUCUAGCGGGUGUGCAUCAUCAUCUAUUGAUUACCAACGGUCCCAAGAAGAGGCUCAAGCUAUGCGAACAGAAUUGGAAGACAUUCAAGCUCGUCUUGAAAAUGAGACGAAGGCGAGAGAAGAUCUUAUGGCUCGUUUUGAAAUUGAGAGAAAAGCGAGAGAAGAUCUUCAACAACACAUUAAUGAAGCGGUGAAAAGAGAGCUACAAGACUUCAUGAAGAAUUGGCGUUCUAGUAAUUAGUUAUAAGUUGGUAUCGUUUUAAACACAUAUGCUAAGUUGGUAUCGUUUUAAACACAUAUGCUAAGUUGGUUGCGUUAUGGAUGUUACAAGUUGGUUAGCUUUAUUGUGGUUUUAAAACAGGUUUUAUAAUUUUCUAGUGA
Molecule: messenger RNA, 2817 nt
Organism: Helianthus annuus (common sunflower)
Lineage: Eukaryota; Viridiplantae; Streptophyta; Magnoliopsida; Asterales; Asteraceae
Exons: 9
Coding region: 1040-2677 (545 amino acids)
Source: RefSeq, a predicted model, not a curated record